This is a messenger RNA of Thermochaetoides thermophila DSM 1495, 633 nucleotides long. RefSeq names its product NADH-ubiquinone oxidoreductase-like protein. The coding region runs from base 1 to 633 and encodes 210 amino acids. The transcript has 3 exons. The record is from RefSeq and is a predicted model, not a curated record. Lineage: Eukaryota; Fungi; Ascomycota; Sordariomycetes; Sordariales; Chaetomiaceae. Gene Ontology annotation, biological process: electron transport chain.
AUGUCCUCAUUACGCCCCGCCGCCACCUCUGCUGCGCGGCUGCUGCGCAACAGCACGGCCAGCUCCCGUGCUACUGCCGUCGCCGUUAUGCCCUGCCGUGCAGCCCACAACAUCCACGUCCCCGUCCAGAAGGAGCGUACGAAAGAGGACUCGCCUCUGGCGACCCUGCCGCGGAAUGCGCCCGAUUACAACGUUCCGAUUGAUAUCGCGACCUCUACCUUCACCCCGGUGCCCAAAAAUGUCCAGGACGGCAGCGAGGAGAACGUCGUUCCCGCCGGUCUGAUCUCCGGCGCGCCGAUGGAGCUCCAGGCGCGGACAGUCCGCAUCUACAAACCCGCCAAGCCGGCUACGCAAUCUGGCGAGAAGAACACCCAGCUCUGGCGCAUGGACUGGGACGUGCUGGGCAAGGGUCACCGGUGGGAGAACCCGCUUAUGGGCUGGCAGUCGUCGGCCGACUUCAUGCAGGGCACGCACCUGACCUUCAAGACGAAGGAGGACGCCAUCGCCUUCGCUGAGAAGCAGGGCUACGAGUACUUUGUUCAGGAGCCCAACGAGCGGCACUUCCGCCCCAAGGCGUACGCCAACAACUUCCUGUACUCACCCGGUAAGCUUAAGCAUAUCCGGACCAAGUAA